AUGCAACACCCCCAAGCAGGAGACGGAGAACCCAUUGAGGGACCACGGUGUGUUCAUGGCCCGGAAGCGUGGCUAGAGGGAUUGAGACAGAAAGGAUGGACACUUGCUACCAUACUCAUCAUCCUGCUUGCCGCUCACAGAUGCGACACAACAGCAUCCCUACUAGGUCAAGGUGACAACCAGGUGAUCGUGCUUAGAAUUCCUUCUCAACGAUAUGUUCAAGAGCGAAAGUUAACACCAGACGAGUAUACUAAACAGUUUCUCAGAGUGCUUGAGGACAUCUGCACGGCGUCCGGGAUAGUGAUCAAGGUACCUGAAUCAUGGAGGUUCAGGAGGUUAUUGGAGUACGGCCGACGCUACUAUUUGGAUGGUGUUCAAGUAAGUGGGGCAUUGAAAAAGGCGUCAAGAUUGACAAGCGAGGCCAACCAAACAAUACAUACCACGAAUGCCGAGCACUCAUCGCUGGUUUAUUCUCCAGUGGCACCUCAGUUGAGGGAGAUGACGAAACACCACUUCCUGCUUAUAUGA
Molecule: messenger RNA, 528 nt
Organism: Parnassius apollo (apollo)
Lineage: Eukaryota; Metazoa; Arthropoda; Insecta; Lepidoptera; Papilionidae
Source: the annotation of a GenBank genome assembly